GUGACGUGUGCGUGUUCCACGUUGGCCCGGACGUGGCAGUCGGCAGUGCUCCUGUGUGGAAAUCACGGUGAAAAAGCGGAUCAGAGAUAAAGCAACACAGUCUACGUGUGUGUUCCUGCUGCGGCUUGUGUCACUUCUACUCCCACAAAGUUAAACAUCCACGGACAGUUAUGGGGCUCACCAUCUCGUCCAUCUUCGGUCGGCUUUUUGGCAAAAAACAGAUGAGGAUUUUGAUGGUUGGAUUGGAUGCUGCGGGAAAAACGACCAUCUUGUACAAACUGAAGCUGGGUGAAAUUGUAACUACCAUCCCAACCAUCGGUUUUAAUGUGGAGACGGUAGAAUUUAAAAAUAUCAGUUUCACCGUGUGGGACGUGGGUGGCCAGGACAAGAUCAGGCCUCUCUGGAGGCAUUACUUCCAGAACACACAGGGCCUCAUCUUUGUAGUGGACAGCAAUGACAGAGAAAGAGUGGCUGAAUCAGCAGAAGAGCUGUCUAAGAUGCUGCAAGAAGACGAGUUGAAAGAUGCCGUUUUGCUGGUAUUUGCAAACAAACAAGAUCUUCCCAACGCCUUAUCGGUCAGCGAGCUGACGGACAAACUUGGCCUUCAUGCCCUUCGCAGCAAAACUUGGCACAUUGAGUCUACCUGCGCUACCCAGGGAACUGGGCUAUAUGAAGGACUUGACUGGCUAUCCCAAGAGUUGUCCAAGAACUGAGGAAGGACUGUUUGGAUAGAAGAAAGAGACUAAACGCCACAAAAUAGGACUGAAGGCACAGACAUUCAGUCAAGAAACUUUCAAGCAUUAGUGAUCACACAAGGGAUAAGGCUGGUGGAAAAAAUUAAUAACUCCUCUUUUUGAUUGUGUUAUCAGUUACAUUAUCUCUUGACCUAGUGUCUAUUCUCUUUUUGUUCCUACUUAUCACCACUUAUCAUUUCCAUUUAAUGCCUUGGCUCCUGUCUAGGCAGCAUCUGCAGUAAUCAUUUCCUUGUACUUAGACUUUAUCUUCCUCAACCAUUUACUAGGAGGGAUAUGACAAAAUAAAAAACUUUAUUUAAAGACAAUUUAUAGGCCACAAACUGUGAAUGUUAGACCCAGCCCUGUGGUUCACCUCUGUGUCCUUAAUCUAAUGGCAACUCAUUUUUGAAAAGGCUUGUGCCUUUUAGUCUGAGGUGCAGGAGGAUUGCAGUGAUUUUGUUACUAGUGUGGAAUCACAUGUAUCCACAAAGGAGCAUCGUGCCUUCUGGUCCCUCUUUGCCUAAAUCUGAGUAAUCCUUUCUUUAUCACAUUGUUAGGUCAUGCUCCCUCCUAAUAUGCUUUUGUCUCUCUAUGCUUAUAAAAUUAUGCAAUAAGAUGUGGUGGAUUGCAUGCUGGGGUGCAGCAAAACCAAAGUGAGGACAGAUUUCUUUCUGCAACUUAUCCUGUUUGAACAUCUGCGAAUUUGGCUCAUUUGCCUUUUUUCACUUUGUUUUUAUGAACCACAAUGGAAAAAGAGGGAACUUAAGUUCUUUUAUCUUGUGAUCUUCUAUCCUCCCGACAAAAAAUCUUUUUACUAAAAGGAGGAAGGAAGCAUCUUUUCAGUGUUGACACACCACCAGUGUCAUUGCAACACAGUAAAGCAGCAUGUGUUUUUUUUUUUUUUUUUUUUCUUUGUUGCUUUUGUCUGUUUCUCAGCUGUUGUACUGUUUUACAAAUACUGUGUUACAUAUCCCAUACCUACCCAUCAAUUUAUCUGGGUACAUUCCAACUUGUGCUUUAAGAUGUUGACACUUGUCAAAAAUAUUCUCUAACAAUGUUUUCCAAAUAAAGUUAGUGUUUAAAGAUA
Molecule: messenger RNA, 1821 nt
Organism: Maylandia zebra (zebra mbuna)
Lineage: Eukaryota; Metazoa; Chordata; Actinopteri; Cichliformes; Cichlidae
Product: ADP-ribosylation factor 5
Molecular function (GO): GTP binding; GTPase activity
Source: RefSeq, a predicted model, not a curated record